UUUAACAUUUUGAAAAUGGAUCAUAUAUAUUCUUUAUUAUUUGAUUUUCUUUAAACUUUUAUGCUGUCCAAGCAGUAAAAGACGCCUAAUAAUUACCGUUUCCCCGCUCCAAAAAGAUUGACAGUUUUACAGCAAAUGACAGUUUUACAAAGAAAGAGGAGGAGGCAUAAAAUUGGCGGGUGCCACAACUAAAUGGAUGACAGGUAAUCCAACAACUCUUUUUUUUUUUUUUUUCCUUUUGAUCUCUCACCUUAUGGCCAUGGAUGUCUAGGAAUUAGAGAAAAACUGCAGAAUCAAGAAAGUCCCUUCUCUUCACUAAAAAUAAAUCCAAUUUUACUUUCAUCUAAGCUUCUCAAGAACACACUUUAUCUAAAACCCACUCCAAGAAAAUAUUUAGCAGAAAGAAUAAUGAGAGAGAAAAUUUCUUGAAGGGAAAAGAGAGAAAAAGUGAAAAAGUUGGGAUUUUUUUUAAAGAAAAAGAAAAUGAAAGGGAAAAGUGGGAAGGGGGCAGCAGAAAAGGAGGACAAUUUAGGGGAAAAGUUGAAGAGAUGGGUUCUGGUAGGGAAAAAGGUGGGACCUUUUUCUUGCACUCCAGUUAGAUUUUGGAGGAGUGUUGCUCCACCUACUGCGCAUUUUAGCAUCAUUGCCAAACAUCAAGACCAAGAGGAGCCUCCUUUUGUUUCUUAUUCUAAUAACAAAAAAGCUGCUACUGUUGUUUCAGCAAGAAAACUAGCUGCUGCUCUUUGGGAGUUUCAGCAUUACUUGCCUCUUUCUAAGAUGCACAGGGGUAUGCAUAAUCAUAGUAAUGGUACUGCUUGUGAUCCUAGGUUGCGCCGUCACCAGAAUCGCCAUCAUCAUCUUUUUAAGGACAAGGGUCUUGACCUUUCCCAUUUCUUGGCUGAUCCUUCAGCUAGCUCUACUGACCAGCCAGAGAGUGCAGGCAGUUUGAGGAGACAUAUUGCUGCAUCACUGAUUCAACAUCAUCGAUCAAUUGAAAAAAGUAAUCAUGCUCUGCAGCCUGUAUCUCCAGCAAGUUAUGGCAGCUCCAUGGAGGUGGCACCUUACAACCCUGCAGUUACGCCUAGCAGCUCAUUAGACUUUAAGGGAAGGAUUGGUGAGUCACAUUAUAGUCUCAAAACAUCCACAGAGCUGCUAAAAGUAUUAAAUAGAAUCUGGAGCCUGGAAGAACAACAUUCAUCUAAUAUGUCAUUGAUAAAGGCACUGAAAAUGGAGCUGGAUCAUGCUCGUGUCAGGAUCAAAGAGCUUCUUCGAGAUCAGCAAGCAGAUAGGCAUGAGAUAGAUGAUUUGAUGAAACAAAUUGCAGAAGAUAAACUAGUUAGGAAGAGCAAGGAACAGGACCGGUUACAUGCUGCUAUUCAGUCUCUGAGAGAUGAGAUAGAAGAUGAGAGAAAGUUAAGAAAACGAUCUGAGAGCCUUCACAGGAAGUUAGCUCGGGAACUUUCUGAAGUAAAAUCUUCUCUUUCUAAUGCUGUGAAAGAGAUGGAAAAAGAAAGAAAAUCAAGAAAGUUGUUGGAAGAUCUCUGCGAUGAAUUUGCUAGGGGAAUUAAAGACUAUGAACAGGAGUUGCAUGCUGUGAAACCAAAAUCUGACAAGGAUUGGGUUGGAAAGGCUGAUGGCGAUCGUUUGAUCCUCCAUAUAUCUGAAUCAUGGCUGGAUGAGCGGAUGCAAAUGAGGUUAGAAGAAGCUCAGCAUGGUUUUGCUGAAAACAAUUCAAUAGUGGACAAGUUAGGCUUUGAAUUGGAGACCUUCCUGAAAGCCAAGCGAGUGGCUAAUUCUAUGAUCAACACUGAUAACAAGCUGCCAAGAGAACGGCGGAAUUCAAUGGAGUCAGUCCCUCUGAAUGAAGCGGUAAGUGCACCUCAGGAUGUGGGUGAUGAAGAGGAUUCCAUAAGUAGUGAUUCACAUUGUUUUGAGCUUAACAAACCAAGUAAUGGUGAAUUUAAUUUGCAUGGAGAUGAAGCUUUAGAUGACCAUGUUGAUGAAACAGUAAAAUCUAGUCAAACAAAGAAAAAGUCUGCAUCUCAUGAAAGAAAUAGACGUCAAAAUCCAUCAAGCUUGCAAGUUAAAUUUGAAGAACAGAUGGCUUGGGCAAUGGCAGCUAAUGGGAACAAUAAGUUCCCGGUGGUGGGCAUAGAAGAGUUAAAAACAGGUGAAGGGAACCCAGCUGAAAUGAGCAUUUCUCGUAGGUCUGAAAAUUGUGAUACUACUGAAGGUGGCAGUAUAGAAAGAAAGAAAAAGGUCGAUGAAAUCCAUGGAAUGAAUCAAAAUUAUGUAAUUGAUAACUUGAUAAGAAGUCAUAUUUCAUCUUCAGAAGCUGGACAUGUGCGUCUUGAGAAUGACGCUGGCGAAGCUUCCACCAGUUACCCAACUCGGAGAAAUGCUAGUCCAGUUCGACAGUGGAUGGCGAAACUCUCAACCCCAGAUCUUGAUAUUUCGGAGUCUUCUACAAAACAACCUUCGACAUUAAAGGAAAAUACUUUAAAGGCAAAGCUUCUUGAGGCACGAUCAAAGGGGCAGCGAUCGCGAUUAAAAAUAUUCAGAGGUUCCUCUUAGGCUAUUAAGAAAAAUUAGCUUAAGGGUUUAGAGCUCCAUUAGGCAUAUAAGAUUUUGGAUCUUUAGCCUUUAUGGGAUGAUCAAGAACUCAGUGUGUUUUUUCUGUGAAUAUUGACCAUACAGUGUUCUUGAAUGUGAAAUGUUGCCGCUGCAUCUUCAAAUUUCGUCUCUUUUGUAAUUUGAAAUUCAUUUCUGUAUAUGAGUGUAAAACCACUAUAUAAGAUAAAUUCCAAGAUGAAUAACAAUUUUGAGUAAUCGUC
Molecule: messenger RNA, 2834 nt
Organism: Ricinus communis (castor bean)
Lineage: Eukaryota; Viridiplantae; Streptophyta; Magnoliopsida; Malpighiales; Euphorbiaceae
Exons: 3
Coding region: 484-2574 (696 amino acids)
Source: RefSeq, a predicted model, not a curated record